Messenger RNA from Capsaspora owczarzaki ATCC 30864, 743 nucleotides. RefSeq lists its product as hypothetical. The record is from RefSeq and is a predicted model, not a curated record. NCBI's taxonomy places the organism in Eukaryota, Filasterea, Ministeriida, Capsasporidae. Bases 21 to 641 code for a protein of 206 amino acids. The transcript is spliced from 5 exons. Gene Ontology annotation, biological process: peroxisome organization.
UGCUAUUGUUGUUUCAAAGGAUGGCCAAGUACAAGUGGUGGGAGCUCGCUGCCGUCAUGGCGGUUGUUGCUGUGGGAGCUGGCGCAUAUAUUAUUGUCAAGGCCACCUCUCGACGACGACCAGCCAACGUGCCCAACGCCCCUGUGCCUGGAGGAGAGCCUGCUGCUGGCCGAGCCACCAACGCACGACCUGCUAGUGCCGCUGCCAGCCCGUCCCGCCCAAGGAUGACUUGUGCUGCACUGAAUGUCGUGCUUCGUCGAGAUGCAACCACUGGAAAACUAACAGUCAUGGCUGAGAGUCUGGCACACGUGUUGAGCAUGUCGUCGCACUUUACGAUCGUGCUGAUCCAGCAGUGUGCGUCCGACGCCGAUGAGGAUUCCGCUCGCCAAGCACUCGAGGAGGCUGGAGCUUUCCAGAACGGACUUCUUCGCAACAAUCUCUUGUUUUGUGACACACCCGAAGGUCUUAUGCACAUGGCACGGCAUCUGGAGCCCGCACUGCAUGUUGACACCGAUGCCGAAGUGGUCAAGACGCUUGCCCCUCAUGUUCAGAACGUUGUGUUGGUGGCCGAGGCCCGGCCUUCGAACGCCUUGCCACCCACUGUGUUUGUCGUUCGCAAUGUUCGUGAAGUUCAUGUGUGAUGGAUGAUUAAACGAAAUGGUUCCCCCUGAAAAUGCUUUUGUGCUGUUGUUAGUGCAUGUUAACAUCCAACAACGAGUAUUUGUCUAAAAGCUAUCUGCAAA